Messenger RNA from Prorocentrum cordatum, 1391 nucleotides. The record is from the annotation of a GenBank genome assembly. Lineage: Eukaryota; Dinophyceae; Prorocentrales; Prorocentraceae.
CUCGAGCACGCUUGCCGGCCAGCCCACGCUGCACGGCCAUAUGUCGAGGACGGCGCGGAGGAGGCCCGCCAGGAGGUGGUCUCCCUGCACCAGCGGCUGCGGAGGGCCACGGAGGAGCUCGCCGCGGCCCGCUCGGAGAUGAGGGCCUCGCAGCAGGCGGCCAUGGUGGCGCAGACGGCCGCCGCCAAGGCCGCGGGCUUCGUGCCGGACCUCGGCGAGGUGCGGCGGCGACUCGCCGCCUCGGACGACCCGGCCGAGCUCCCAGGCGUUCCCGACGCGGUCUUGCUGCGGAUAGCCACCGCCUCCUUCCGGCUCGCUCCGCGGCCGGAGCCGCUCGCCUGCGGGGGCGGCUCGGAGCAGGGGCCAGGCCGGGCGCCAGGCGCCAGCGGCCCCGGCUGGGAGAGCCUCCGAGUUUUUAUGUUCGUGUCGUUCUUCGCUCCCCCACCAGCGGCCCGGCGACCGCGCAGGAGGACCGCAACAUGCUGGCGCUGCAGAGAAUACAGUCCCAGCAGAAGGACCUGGAGCGCCUCCGCGUGCUGGCGGACGCGCAGCAGGCCACCGUGAAGGGCCUGCAGGAGCAGGCGGCCACGUGCCGCGCCUCCCAGGCCGCAGACAAGCAGCAGCUGCUGGAGGACAAGCUGCGGACCACGGAGCGGCACGCGCUCGACUUGGCGCGGCGGCUGGGUGCGGCCGGCGACGCCUCAGGCCAAGCCUUCGAGCUGCAGUGCCACCUGCGCGCCAUGGCCGACAAGGUCCAGCAGCGCGAGCAGGCCAUCGAGAAGACGAGGGCGCUGCGGGAGAGGCAGGACGCCUCCCUGGCGCGCCGGCGGGAGAGCCUGGCCCUGGCGCUGGAGGACGCGCGCGGCCACCAGGCGGAGCGCGAGGAGGCCCGCGCUUCCCGCGCUCCCAGGGCGGAGGGCCGCGGCCCCGGCGGCUCGGCGGUGGCGGCGAACGGAGCGUUUGCCUACUUACCCCGCUGCCCCACGCAGCCGCCUUGCCCCGGGGUCACGCUGUGUCUUCGCGUGCGGAUCGGCGUCUUUGCGAGUGGCCUGUUAGUCGGGGUGCUGGCCAUUCAGACUGCUGGGGGAGUUGCAAGGGCCAGCGAGCACCGCGCGCCUGACUGUAAGCGGCAGCAGAUGCCAAUGGAGUGCCCCACGGACCCUCACUGUUUCACUUGGCAUCGCAGGGCGCCGCUGCAUUGCAUCGAGGGGUCGCGGUGGACAAAUCUGACUCCAGAUUACGAUGUUGUGGCCCUCGAUCUCUCCCAGGGGCGUCACAGGGUGCUGGACAGACGGCAGCCCUCACCAGGAUACAUCGCCAAUCAGUGCCACGCGUUCGAUCCAGUCGACAAUUUCGAGCUGCACAAUUUGCAGCGAGAGGCGAGGCAGUGA